Molecule: messenger RNA, 5975 nt
Organism: Stegastes partitus (bicolor damselfish)
Lineage: Eukaryota; Metazoa; Chordata; Actinopteri; Pomacentridae
Gene: mtss1
Product: MTSS I-BAR domain containing 1
Exons: 11
Biological process (GO): plasma membrane organization; cell projection assembly
Cellular component (GO): cytoplasmic side of plasma membrane; actin cytoskeleton
Molecular function (GO): phospholipid binding; actin binding
Source: RefSeq, a predicted model, not a curated record
GCGCCACCAAGGAAAUCGGCUCAGCGCUAACCAGGAUGUGUAUGAGACACCGCAGCAUUGAGUCCAAACUCAAACUGUUCACAACAGCUCUCUCAGAAAGUCUCGUCACUCCACUGGAGCUGAAAAUGGAGGAGUGGAAAAAAGUGGCCAGUCAGCUGGACAAAGACCAUGCCAAAGAGUACAAGAGGGCUAGAGCAGACAUCAAGAAGAAAUCAUCAGACACCAUCAAACUGCAGAAGAAGGUGAAGAAAGGUAAAGAUGAAGCUCGGGGCCAGCUGGACUGUGCACUGCAGGACGUCAACGUACGAUACGCUGUCCUGGAGGAGACGGAGAAACGAGCUGUGUGCAGAGCGCUGGUAGAGGAAAGAGCUCGUUUCUGCAGUUUUGUCAACAUGCUGAAGCCUGUGUUGGACCAUGAGAUCAACAUGCUGGGUGAAGUGACCCACCUGCAAACAAUUCUGGAAGAUCUGACCAACCUGACGGCUGAACCUAAUAAACUCCCGCCGGCCAGUGAGCAGGUGAUUUUGGAUCUGAAAGGUUCUGAUUUCAACUACACUUAUCAGACACCUCCAGCUUCUCCCAGUAACACACUGUCCAGGAAGAGCAGCAUCAGCAGCAACUACCAGACUGGAUCAGUGAGACACGUUCCCUCCCUGGACUCCAUCAGCUGUGCUGUGGAUGGAGUACACAUCCAGGAUGCAGUUGGAUCCACCAAUCAGCUGGCAUCCGGGGGGAGUGGAGGGGCGGAGAACGGCCUGUUGGCCCCUCCACACAACGCCUACACGCACCACGGAGAGAGAGCUCGAGCCAUGUCUGCGUCUGGGAAGUCUUGCUCGGCCCGGGAUCAGCUCGCGUUGACGUUGGGUGUGUUGAAUUCAGACGCCCCGAGGAGCAGCAGAGACUCUCUGCACUGUUCGAGUGGCUACAGCACCCAGACCACCACCCCGUCCUGCUCCGAGGACACCAUCCACACACACACUGUAAAGAGAGAUCCUCCCCUCUAUGUCGACUACGAGUCCAUCUCUCUCCAUGGAGACGCUGACUCCAUCUCCCUGCAUCACCUCUCCCACGGCAACAGCCAAUCAGACUUUGACAAGUCUUCAACCAUGCCGAGGAACUCUGACCUCAGAUUCCAGUACCGGGAGUUUGUUCAGUCUAAACGCCCCGCCUCCACCGUCAGCCUAUUGGCUGAGGCCGAAAUGAGCGGCGGGUCCAUGCGCCAGCUGCCGUCCCACACGGCAACCAUCAGGCGCAAACCGUCGUCCAAGCCGGCGUAUCGCAGAGGCACAAUCAGUGGGGGGGUUCCCAUCCCCAUCUGCACCCCGCAGGUUCCCCUUAAAGCCUUCGCAGGAAACGGCAGCAGUGAUGAGAACGUUUUCGCUGCACCCUCUGCUGCAGGAGGUUUAGGUCACAGUAAACUCUGCACCUCCACCCAGAGCCUCAGUGCACUACCUCCCUCCUCCUCCCCGUACUACCAGCUGGUCCCAGGUCAGAUGCCCAUCCCGGUUCCUGUGCCUACUGUACCCUCCCUGCAGCCAGAGGUUAGCAACAUUAAGCAGCAACAACAGAGACAGUACCAGCUACAGCAGCAGCAGCAGCACCAACUCCCCCAACAACUCAACCAUCAGCAGCAACGCUCGCAACUACAGCAGCACAACCAGCAACUCCAGAUUCAGCAGCAGCAGCAGCACCAAUGGCAUCAGCAGCAACUACAGCAGAAGUUUCAACAUCAACAGCAGCAUCAACAGUUUCAACAGCCGCUGCUUCAGCAACCCCAGCAGCUGCAACAUCAUCAAGAUCAGUAUCAGCAGCCAGACCAGCAUCAACCACAUCUGAACCAGCAGCAGAAACAGAAGCUGUUCGUGCAGCAGCACCAGGGCCAGCUUCAGGCCGCCGCUGCCCAAGGAGAGCCCCCCAGUCUGGGCCACAGCGCUAACUACCAGCCCCAGGCUCCUCCACCCUCCAACCAGGACCAGGAGCACGGGCAGCUGACCGAGGAGGGAGGAGGAGGCGGAGGAGGAGAUAUGCUGACCCUCAUAAGAGGAGUGAAGCUCAAAAGGACCCUCACCAACGACCGCUCCGCCCCCCUCCUGCCCCCUCCACCCAAUCACAAAUGAGGCUACGACGACAGAUUGUUUUGCUUCUCAGCUGGAGGACUGUCAGGUUUACUGGGCUCCGCGCCUACCAGGCACCAGAGUGUGUCAGCUCAGACUGCACAGAGCAAAGUCAAACACAUUUUGAGGUUGUGGACUUUUGCGAAAAUACUGAUAUAUCGCUGGAACCCGACAUGUGUCUUGCUUUAUUUUAUAACGUUCUGCUUCCUUUUAGGCCAUUUAGAUUUCUGUUUUUGAGACUUUUGUUGUCAUCUCCUGUUGUUGCAGCGACCGUCUUUUGCCUUUUUUCUUUUGGUUCAUGUUUGCAUUUCGAUUGUGGAUAAGGUUUUCGUGUGACUCAGUCUUACCAAUAGAACUGUUGAUCGUUUUAGUUAGCGCCCAUUCCUGGUCACAAUAAUGUUGAUUAGCCAGACCAGGAAGCUGUUAGUGUCUCAGAUCCUCGAAUCCUGGGUGUGUUUGAUUUGCUUUUUUUUUUUUUUGCCUAAACUCCCAGGAGGGUGGGGUUUAUUAAAUAGUCUAGCUGCUCCACAUUGUUCCACGGUUGAACCAUGGUGUGUGGAGUCUGUAAUCUGCUGGCUGUGGGUCAGUGUUGGUCCAGUGAAUUUGAACGGUGGCUGGUUGGGUCCUGAUCAUCUCAUAGAGUCGAACCAGACGCUCUCGAUUCUGGAAUGAAACGUCGACCGGGUCUACAGGUUGUAAAUAUAUUCGAACAAAAAGAGCUUCGACAAGGUUAGAUCUUUUUUCUUCAUGACAUGUUGUCGGUCACAGUUUCGAUUUCUUUACUUUGAGAUUAAAGCUGUUACUGUGAGCAAAAGUCUGGUUUACCGUGUAAAUAAUUAGCUGUUCAAUGUGACGAGAAACGACAAGAAAACAGCGACUUGUUGGCAACUUUAAGAGGCAACGCUGAUGUUUCCAGAGAUGUGGAUUACAUGCUCUCUGAAAGCAUAGCCGGCUAUGACGAGCAGAACACCAGCUGUUGACGUGUGGAGGCGGUUUUACAGGGGACACGCCUCCCUGUUUGUUACUGAACCACAGAAAACAAACUCUUAAAAGUAGAAUAAUGUAAAAACUAGACCCACUAAAGAUAUUUGGCACCAACAUGUAUUUCCUUCAAGACUUGAUCAGUUAUUUUUUUUUAAAUGAGAAAUUGUGUCCAAGAUAUUAAUUACUCGACAAACUACAACAGUGACGCUUCUUUUAGUUACCAAAUAAACAUUUUUUUGCAUUUCUUGUUGUACCUGGCUGACAUGCGUGAUAUUAAACAGUCCCUCCACCUAGAAAUAAAGAUUCGUAAUAAUAUUCCAAUUACAUUUAAAUAAUUCUGCAGUUUAAGUCCGGCACCUCUAUGGAAACGUCUCCUGAGUACUAAAACAAAGUUAGAACGACUUAAAUCAUAAAAAAAGAGAAAAAAAAACGACAGUUAAUUUUUAUUCAUCGUUCAUUUUACAAAAAUUGGAGAAAAAUGGAAUCAAUAGACCAUUUUAACCGUUUUCAUAUGUGCAGACUUGGCCAUUAUUUUAUACAAACACAAUUUUAGGAAUCAUUCAAAUUUGUACUUUAAUUAAAAAUGAAUAUUGGACAUUUGUUCUGGCUCUCAAAUAAAAUGACAGAACGGACAUGACACCGAUUUAAUACCGUCGUUUUGAGAACAGGGACAUGAAAUAGGAUUCAAUGACAAUAAAGUUAUUUUAAGUUUGAUUAUUUAAAGACAUCAGGAGCCAAUAAAUGUUUAGAAUGGUAAUUUGGCAAUCAUUUUAAUUUUCAAACCACGAGCCCGUUGUUUUUUCUUUAGUUGUUUAAGUGUGUAAAAACACAAUGAUUAAAAUGCCCAUCAAAUGUUUGUAAAGCCACACAACAUUCAUUUUACUCUUACAGUAAAUUAAAUGAAUGUUUCUCUCCUUUCUGUCCUGUUCUGCUUGUAGCUGUCUGCUUUACUAUCGCUUCUGUUCUUUUAGCGACAGGACUGAUGAUGUUACUUUCAUUGGAUUGGAUGCGAUGCUGCUUACAGCCAGUCCUAGUCCACAACUGUGAGGACUGUCUUUAAAUUAGACUGUAUUUAUUUAGUUGGGCUUAAAUAGCUGGUUCUAUUUCGGAGCCUGUCCCAGGUUGGCAACACAUUUUAUUAUUAGCCCCCUUCAUACUCGUAUAUUUCUUAUUUGAUGCUAGAUUUCCUCUCUAGUAUCUGUAUCCAGACCUUCUGAACUCAAAGCAGCUCAUUUCUCCUCACUGUGGGCUCAUUUCCACUGUCAUAUAAAGUCCUGCACCUCUAUGGAAACAGAACAACAAUCAGUAGAAGGAGAACGAACUCCCACAUUUCUUUUUGUGCAGCGUGAUACAGUUGAAAUGAAAAUAAACUACAAACCAAAAGUUGAAUUCUUUGAUUAUUUAUUAAAGAAUGCAUAAAUGACUUUAUGACAAAAGCUAUAAUGCCAAAAAAAAAAAAAAAAGGUGACUAUACCGAUGUAUUAGAGGCAGAAGAAAUAGGAACAAGAGUUGGUUAUUAGUAGUUGAAUUAGCGUAUUUCCUCACUAUAGUUUCAGCUGUGAGAGCAAAAUCAUUAAACGAAUGCAGAUUAGAUUAAACGACUUUAAACCAUUGCCUGAUUUCUGCAGCUACACAGACGUGCUGCCUCUAGAAGUUGCCGGCUGACUUGGCGUGUUGAGCUGUCAGAGCAUGCUGGGAAACGGGGUCGUCGCUACAACUGGAAACUGAGCUCAUGUCCGUGUCGGUUACACUUUGGGGGAAUAUAAGAGGUUAAAAUGACAAGCAAGAGUAUACAGGCUGCAGCGAAUGAAUUUCAUUAAAUGUGGCUUUUAUUGAAUCCAUGAAACAUUUCAUCUAUAAAAUAGCAAAAUUACUAAUAACAGCAGUCUUGUUUAUUCUUGUCAGCAGUCAAAAAACAGAGUUUAAGAUUAGAGAAGAUGAAACACACGUGAACACUGGUUAAGAAGCUACAACCAGCACACGUCUGCUUUAAAACUGCCUUAACUUUUAUUUUUUCUACAUUUUACAGUCUAAUGUCGUGUUUUUUCAGGUUGUUGCUGACGUAUUUCAGGACCAAAUAUCUUAAAAUUUGACUUUUUAGGUGGAAAACUAAAGUUAUUUAGCAUUUUCCACCAGAAUUACACACCUGAAGCGGCAGCAGAGGGUGUAAUGCAGGAAGAUAGCGUUGACAGGAAGCAUCAUUCAGUUUAAUCCGUACAUUAUGAAAUACUUUCAAAAAAUGUAACAGAGUUUGGUUGCACUUUGAGCUCAGGUCAUCAGCAUUGCUCAAGUUCUGGCGACGACCCUGCUGUGAAGCUGCCCGUCAGAGAACAGCUGCAUGCUGGGAAAUGCAGUCCAGUCUCUGGUCCGUUGCUCUGAUCUGUUUUAAGAUAAAUUUGUGUGUAUUUUGGGAUUCUGCAGCUGAGUGUUUGUAUUGUCUGCUGCACUGUGAUUCACCCGAGAGCGUCUCCGUUCAGUUGACUGAUUGUCUGAUUGGACCCACAGCAGUCGUGUAUGUAUAUAUUAGCGCUUCUAUUUCCGGGAGAGAUCGAAAUCUAUAUAUACAAAUGUAUGUAUACAUAUCCUGAUUGUAUUUUUGUUGAUUUUUGUUUUGAUCCGACGAUGUGAUCAGAUCUGACGCCGCUGUCGGCCGUCGUAUUUUUGUAGCAAAGCUUUAAAGGAGUGAACGCGGUGAACUUCCUGAUGUUUGAGGAUCUGAAGCCUGAUUGGACGUCUGAUUGUUGGAGCGAGCGAAGGACUUAAUGGACAACAUGAACCAGCAGAAUGUAGACAUGUUUUGUUCUUCAUCUUUUGACGUUCGCUGUGGGAUCAAUAAUAAUAAUAAUAAUAAUAAUAAUUACAAUGAUGAUGAUGAAA